GAACCUUCUGCUCACUUUGUACGAGGGAUGGAAAUCUCCAAAAUACUCGGGCUCCUGGUAGAGCUCUCAAGUCUGCUAUCCUGUCUCAGAUGUGUGGAGGCUUUCCUGGGAUCCAAGCCCAACCAAAACCAUUUGCAGAGUGCAGCGCCCAGCGUGUGUGCUGUGGGCCCUCUCGGGUACUACAACGGCUCACUGGCGGUCACCGAGGCCGGGGCACAGUGUCUCAACUGGGCAGAGUUCCCUGAUUACGUUCAGCAGUACCCAGACCGUGGCCUGGGGGACCACAACUUCUGCAGGAACCCAGACGGGGGAACGACACCCUGGUGCUUCUACAGGCUUGUGUCAGGGGCCAUCGGCUGGGCCAACUGUGACUGUAACCAAGGUGCUGUGCGGUUGGCUGAAGACAGUAGUGUGGAGCUGUACUUCAAUGGACUCUGGGGAACCAUCUGUGCUGACCACUGGACUGACUGGGAUGCCAGUGUUGUCUGCAGGCAACUAGGUCUCAGUGAGAUCGGCACAGCUGGGAAGAAGAGUCAUCCUGGACCAUGGCCUGUUCCCCUGCACCUGCAGUCAGCAAACUGCCAUGGAGACGAGGAAGCCCUGCUGCAGUGUGGCUAUCAGGAAGCUCUGUCAGGAGCUUGUAACCAGGGGAGUGCCGUGGUAACUUGCGUUCCUCCAGAAGGUGUAGGUGCCCCACUUCGUAUAGUUGGGGGGAAGGAGAGCUUUGAAGGGCGAGUGGAGGUUUACCAUGAUGGCAAGUGGGGAACCAUCUGUGAUGAUCAGUGGGACGACCGGGAUGCUGAAGUAGUCUGUAGACAGCUGGGACUCAGUGGGACCCCAAAAGCCUUGUCAUGGGCUCACUAUGGGCAGGGAUCUGGCCCAAUCCUGCUGGAUGAAGUGCAGUGCUCAGGGAAUGAACUCUCCCUUGAUCAGUGCAAGAAGAGUGACUGGGGACAGCAAAACUGUGACCACAUUGAAGAUGCUGGGGUCUCCUGUGACCCUUUCACAGAGGGCACGGUCCGGCUGGCUGGCGGCCGCAGCCCCAGCGAAGGCAGGGUGGAAGUUUACUACAAUGGAGACUGGGGCACAGUGUGCGAUGAUGGCUGGACAGACCUCGGUGCCCAAGUGGUCUGCAGGCAGCUGGGCUUCAGUGGUCCUGCUGCCCUGGCCUCUGAAGGAGACUAUGCUGCUGGCCAAGGCUUCAUCUUACUGGAUGAUGUGGCAUGUGUGGGGACAGAGCUGUCUCUCCUGGACUGUCCCCACAGCAACUGGGGGCAGCAUGACUGCUCCCAUGCUGAGGAUCUAGGAGUGCGCUGUUCCCCAGAAAGCAACACGGUCAUGGAUGGCAGCCUGGGGCCUCCUGUGCGGCUGGUGGAUGGAGAGAGCACCACGGAGGGCCGGGUUGAGGUAUUGCUGAAUGGGCAGUGGGGCAGUGUCUGUGACAAUGACUGGACAGACAGAGAUGCUGCAGUGGUUUGCAGGCAACUGGGAUUCAGUGGUACAGCAAAAGCCAGGGCAAUGGCUUAUUUUGGCGAAGGCCAUGGGCCCAUCCAUCUGGACAACAUAGAAUGCAGUGGCAUGGAGCACACCCUGGGGCAAUGUGCCACACCUGACACCAGGAUUCACAGCUGCUGGCACAGUGAGGAUGCUGGGGUUAUCUGUGACUACGUGGAAGAAAAGGUCCAAGAUAUCAGGAGAACAGGUCCAGAGUCUGGUGUGUGUGGGAUGCGCCUGCUUCAUCGUCGCAAGAAAAGGAUCAUAGGUGGAAACAAGUCUCUGAGAGGCAGCUGGCCAUGGCAGGCCUCACUGCGGCUGAAGGGUUUUCGUCGAGAUACUCGUCUGCUGUGCGGAGCAACACUGAUCAGCAGCUGCUGGGUGGUGACUGCAGCCCACUGCUUCAAAAGGUUUGGUGUUGAUGUGCGGCGCUACCUCCUGCGUGUGGGCGAUUACCACACAGGUGUGAAGGAUGAGUUUGAGAGGGAGCUGCCUGUGGAGCGGAUUGUCCUCCACAGGAACUACUGGGCUGGCAGCAAUGACAAUGACAUAGCCCUGGUCCGGAUGCGGGGCAGAGAAGGGCACUGUCUCUCCUUCAAUCACCACGUUCUGCCCGUCUGCCUGCCUGACAGGAGAGAGAGGUCUGACAUCAACAGGCAAGCCUGCAUCAUCUCUGGCUGGGGAGACACAGGGAAGUCCUAUUCCAGAACCCUGCUGCAGGGGGUGGUGCCCCUUCUCCCACGGGAAGACUGUGAGGCUCGUUACGGGCGGAAGUUCACCAACCGCAUGAUUUGUGCUGGGAACCUCUCUGAAGAUAAACGUGUGGACAGCUGCCAGGGUGACAGUGGAGGGCCACUCAUGUGUCAGAGAUCAAAUGGACGCUGGAUCAUUUUGGGCAUCACUUCCUGGGGGUAUGGCUGUGGUCGGAAGGAUUCGCCCGGUGUGUACACAAAGGUCAGCAAAUUUGUACCCUGGAUCAAGAAAGUGACCAAGCUAAAAUGAAAAUGACUGAGCUCUUGGAAUUUCAGCACGUGGUCCUUUUGCCUUGCAGCAGCAGAAGGCUGUGGCUUCUGGUCUGUGACUGAUGGAGAUUUAUUUUGACAUUGGACAUUGGCAAAAGAUUUUAAUGUAGAACUGGAAGGAAAACAGUUAUGACUGAUUCUUUAAAGUCUUUGGUUUCACUUUACUCUGUAAUCUGUAAGCAGAGAAAGCAGGUGCACAGUGGUAACAAUGAUCAGUAUAUGUUGCUCUAAAUAUCCGAAUCCUUUAAUGCAAUCACACUUAUUCCUUUGCCCUGGCACACAGAAAUGGUAGAAGUAGAGAGAUACCUACUGCUGCAAAUCUAUUCAUGGUUGUAUGUUUGGACAGUUGAAACAUGAUACAAGGAGAGGUGAGAUGCUUGGAAGAUGGCAUUAGGUGCUGGCAUAGUGGAAAUCUUCACUUUUUUUUUUUCAUAACAGCUCUCUUCAGUUCCAGGAAUGAGAAGAUUUGACCUGAGUUGUGGAACAGGCCAACAAUUGGGUUUUUUAGCUUCCCUGAUAUGUCUCUAGGGGAAAUCUUUUCUCUUCUGAAUAGUAGGUCUGCUCCCAUAGGAUCCUUUUCAAGUGUCUGCCUAGACUAAGAGAUGCUUGUCCCUCCUGCUGUAAUCCUUUGUCACAUUUCCAGCUGCCAGAUGCUGUGGUUUUAUUGCUGCUUUUUUGCUAUACUAGUUUGUGUGUGUGGUUGGGCUUUUUUUUACUUCCCCUAAAUAGCAUCUUCUAGAAUCAGUUGUUGGUGUGAGAGGCAGUAGCUUUCUUGCCCUCAUGAUUAUUAUGAAGAACUUAAAAGACUGACCUCAAGUGGCUGAAUAGACAUGUCAUUUUUCUUAAAUCCAAAUGUAAUGUUAAUCUCAAAUAUUCAGGCAUUGAAUCAUGAUUUAACAGCACUGUGGGGACUUCCUACUGGUCUCUUAUUCAUCAUAGUUAUUAGCUGCCCUUUGUUUGUGCUGCUAGUCUUUAGUAUUUCUGUGUUCACAGUUUUCCAUGAAACAUGGAAUUACUCCUGGCGUAUAGAUACACCUCAAGCAAAUUACUCACUCCUUGUGAAAAACAGUAAGUGUGCUGCUAAGCAGCUUCCCACUUUGGUGAAGUGUGUCCUAUUCUUGAGACCUCUGGGCCAUGCUUCCUUUUUUCUCUUCUUUGCACUCUUUCUCUUUCCAUUCCUCUCAGUGGGAGUAAACUGGAUUAACUUGAGGGUAUGCAAGCACUGUCAUCAAGCUGUAGUUCUCAGCCUGAACAGAUACAAUGCUGAGAGAAAGCAGGGGUUAUUGAAUAUUACAAUUUCUUCCUUCUGUUUCAAUCCAAACAAAUGAACAGAAUUCCUUCUUAUGCCUUAAGCACUUUUUAAAGUUAAUAUAUUAUUCUUGAGUAGUAAAAAAAUAUAAGUAGACAGAAGGGCUAAGUGCCUUAAUAGCUGUGCAGUGCAGCAUCUUCUCACUGUGUACAGAUAAAGCAGAGAGGAGACAGGUUUGAGCAGGAGGAGGAGUAAAAAGCUUUGAUGUAUAACCAAGGGCUUAAAUGUGGAGGAUUAAUACAGAAUGGGACACGUGGAGCUUGUGCCAGAUGUGCAUGUUUUGGGUAGGCAGUAACUGGGUCAGGCACUGACCUGCUGUCUGAAAGGUUUGCACUCAGGGCAUUGAGGUGUUCAGUAUCUAGAUAUUACCAAUGCAAGAACAGAAGGCAGAGCACAGUCUCUGGAUUAGCAUUGUCAAAUUACAGGGCAUGUGGUGACAGAAUCCUAGAAAUUACCUUGGAUUCAAGAAGUACUGAUUGCCUAAAGCUUUAAUUUGUCUUCUAUAAAUUAGCUUAAUAUAGAGGUGCUGACCUGACUAGGUGGCUGAUUUUUGUGUGUGAAGGCUAAACUAUAUAGUUUCAUUUACCCUAUCCAGGUAUUAUAGGAUAGUUGGACUACCAGUGUUGCAAUGCACUGUUCUAAAAUCCUGCUUGCAAACUUUAUUUUAAUGGAGAAUUGUUAGAAUCUUUAAAACAUGCAAUGUCAGGACCCCUGCAAACUGGCCUUUGAGACAAAUCUGAUCUGUUUGUGCCUCUUCUCGAGGUGCUGAAUGUCUUGAGCACAGCUUUGUGCUGAUAACCCUGUUUAAAAUGCCAGACUUGUUCCCUUGGCAGCACUGUGCUUGGCUCCACUGGCCAUGUUGUCCUAUGGCUCCUGGCAGAGUCUCUAAAAUGCAAGGUGCAGACUGCUCCUUAUCUCCCAGGCAUUAAAAUGCCAAGAGGACUGAGGGCAAUUAUGUCACAGAUCUCUCAUCCUGUGGGGGAUUAAAUGCCAAGUUCUAUACUGGCAGGAGCAGUACCUGUCUGGGAAACAUGGAGAGAUUUGACUUUUACCUUCAGCUUCCCCUGAGCCAGCAUGCUACAGCAGCUCAAAUGGAGUUUCUGUGCCUUGGGUGCUGUCACAUCUCUAGUUUAACCUGGUUUGAUCUUUCAGUUUAUAGCCAUAACCCCAACAGGGAUAGAAACACCUGAAGGAUGGCACUGUGAGGUUAUUUACCUAAGCUUACUUAGCAAGUGGCCAUUCAGGAGUUAGCAUAAAUUACCAUGUAACACAAGUGAGAUGUGGGCCUGGCAUUGCCUUCUGAAAUUCCCAUGUUCUAGUUUAAAAUAUUUCUUUCUCCUAGAUCUUGUCACUAUGAAAGCUGUGAGAAUCCUUGUAAUUGCACCGUUUGAGUCCUGCAUGAACCAGGAGGAGGGAAGUAUCCAAUCUCCUUUGCCUACUUUUAUACCUUACUGGUGCUGUAGGUGAGCCUGUCAGUACUCUCCUACAUUGACCUGGCCUGUUUCAGGACACAGCUGUUGCUCUUCACUGUUUAACCUGGCACUGUGGCCCAAACCAAACUCAUGUGCUUUGCCACUGAGGCUAACUGGAACUGCUUGGUUGGAUGAACAGCACUCAGUCACCCUAGGACUGUAUUUGGAAUGUUGGACAGCAGCAGAUGUUUCAAAGGAUAAUAGUAUGAGUUGUGCUGAACAAGUUUUAACAACCUUUCCUUCUGGGGAAUUUUGUUCUUGACCCAUUUAAAUUAAUUACUUGCAUUACUAUUAUCUUAUUAUAAUAGUAAUGCAAGUAAUAUUAUUAUAAUAUUAUCAUUAAAAAUUGAAGUACAAAUACUCGAUCCUCUAGGUGCUGUACAAACACUGUCAUUCUUUUUUUUUUUCCCUAAAGUGUAAGAUUUUAUAUUCCUAACUUUUAAAAACUAUUUAAUGUAACCAGCCUUCAUCUUCCAUAUAAAUGUUUAAAUUUUUUGGUUUUAAUCUAACUAAGCUUUCAAUCCUAGUAUUUUCUGGCAAUUAAAACCAUUAUAAUUUUAUUCUCCAUAGCACAUAAUUUCUUUUUAUGGUUCCUGAAUUAAUUGCCUUUUGUUUUCAUUAAGUACCAUCUGUCCUUGUGUUCUCAGCCACGAGAGGAAAUAAGGGGCCUGGCUUUAUAUUCUCUGUUAUGCAUUUUUCUAGAGAUAGUUCCUUUUCUAAGGCUGUGGCUUCUCUGUCUCUCUUCAAUCCAAACUGUCUAGGUGUCUGAUAACAUGCUGACUGUCUCUCUGUCUUCUCUUUCUGAUGGAUCUUUAAACUUUGGUAAACAACGGAAUGCACUUUGCCAGGGGAGGCUGUAUCCCCUGCUGAUUAUUUGAGUACAGUUUUCUAUAGCAGGCAAUUCUGUAAGUGAUUUCAGUGCUGUGUCUGUAUGCUGGAGCUAGUUUUAAACUUGCUAGUGUGGUCUUGGUGGCAGCCUUGCUUCAAGGGGAUGAAAACCCACUGAGGUUAGCUCCCCAUGUGUCUCAGGUAGGUGCAGCAGUCCCACCAAGCUCACAGAAAUUGCUGUAGUUCUGUUUAGGGAGCUCUGGGCAGGGAGCACCUGGAGAGCUGUGUAGAC
Pyrgilauda ruficollis (rufous-necked snowfinch) is the source of this 6417-nucleotide messenger RNA. Its product is annotated as neurotrypsin-like. The record is from RefSeq and is a predicted model, not a curated record. The coding region runs from base 28 to 2496 and encodes 822 amino acids. Gene Ontology annotation, molecular function: serine-type endopeptidase activity. Lineage: Eukaryota; Metazoa; Chordata; Aves; Passeriformes; Passeridae. The transcript is spliced from 15 exons. Gene Ontology annotation, biological process: proteolysis. Gene Ontology annotation, cellular component: membrane.